AUGGUUCCCACAAACACUUCAAAAAACCCACUGCCAACAAAGGGAGCCGGCAAAGACAAUAGCCACCCAGAUUAUCUUCGUUUGAUCAUGACAGCCAGAGUCUACGACAUAGUCCAACAAACUCCCCUACAAGAAGCUGUCAAUCUCAAUGCCAAACUGAAUGGUACCCAGAUCUACAUGAAACGAGAGGAUCUUCAACCUGUCUUUUCAUUCAAGAUUAGAGGUGCCUACAACAGAAUGGCUCAUUUGACAGACGAAGAAAAGAAGAUUGGUGUCAUUGCAUGUUCUGCAGGUAAUCACGCGCAAGGUGUAGCCAUGGCAGCCAAGCACCUAGGUAUUAAAGCAAAAAUUGUUAUGCCGCUUCCAUCACCUGCCAUUAAAUGGAGAAAUGUUAAGCGAUUGGGAGCAGAAGUUGUUUUGUACGGAAACGACUUUGAUGAAGCCAAGGUUGAAUGCGCUCGUCUGAUGAAGGAAGAAGGAUUGAUCAAUAUCCCACCUUAUGAUGACCCCUAUGUUAUCGCCGGACAGGGAACCAUUGGUCUUGAGAUCCUUCGCCAGAUGGAUGCCAGCAAGAUCUCGGCCAUCUAUAUCUGCGUUGGUGGCGGUGGAUUGGUAGCAGGAAUCGGAAGCUACAUCAAGCGCAUCGCACCUCAUAUCAAGAUCAUCGGUGUCGAGGCAAGCGAUGCGGAUGCAAUGACCCAGAGUCUCAAUGCCAAAAAGCGCAAGGAGCUGGGCGAGGUUGGCUUGUUCGCAGACGGUGCAGCUGUCCGCAUGGUCGGCGAAGAAAACUUUCGUCUGGCCCAAGAACUUAUUGACGAAAUGGUUAUCGUAACAACUGAUGAAAUAUGUGCUGCAAUCAAGGAUGUGUUUGAAGAUACUCGCGCAAUCUGUGAACCUACUGGUGCACUAUCUCUUGCUGGUGCAAAGAAAUAUCUUCAAUCACACCCUGAAGAAAAGAACAAGGGCGCACACAUCGUUAUUGUGUCGGGUGCAAAUGUAAACUUUGACCGCCUGAGAUUUAUUAGUGAUCGUGCAGAGUUGGGUGAGCGCAACGAAGCAUUUUGUAAUGUGAUCAUCCCUGAAAGACCAGGCAGUUUCAUCAAGAUGAUCGAAGAGGUCCAGCCUCGUGCUGUGACAGAAUUUACCUAUCGAUACUCUGAUCCCGUAAAUGCCCAUAUCUAUAUCAGUUUCAAGGUCCAUGACCUUGAUAAUGAAGUAAAGAAAGUGUUGGCUGGCUGGGAAAAGAAUGGCAUGAAAGGAUUUGAUGUUAGCCACAACGAAUUGGCCAAAUCACACGCACGUUAUAUGGUUGGUGGGCAAGGACAGCCUGCAAAUGAACGUGUCUUUAGAUUUAUUUUCCCUGAGAGACCUGGUGCAUUAAUGAAGUUUUUGGUUGGAUUGGACUCUACAUGGAAUGUAUCUAGAUUCCACUACCGUAACCAUGGUGACGACAUGGGCAAGGUCUUCUUGGGUGUGCAGGUUCCUCCUCAGGAUACAAAGUUAUUUGAUGAAUACCUUGUUCGUCUUGGAUACCACUUUGUAGAAGAGACAGACAAUGUGGUUUACAAGACAUUUUUAUGUUAA
Messenger RNA from Phycomyces blakesleeanus NRRL 1555(-), 1584 nucleotides. RefSeq lists its product as hypothetical. The transcript is spliced from 6 exons. Gene Ontology annotation, biological process: L-threonine catabolic process. NCBI's taxonomy places the organism in Eukaryota, Fungi, Mucoromycota, Mucoromycetes, Mucorales, Phycomycetaceae. Gene Ontology annotation, molecular function: threonine deaminase activity; pyridoxal phosphate binding. The record is from RefSeq and is a predicted model, not a curated record. Bases 1 to 1584 code for a protein of 527 amino acids.